AUUAUAAUGAAAAAGAACUAAGAAGAAGAACGGUCACCAGAACACUAAGGAAGUUUUACAGAAGGAUUAAGAGUAUCGUCGACAUCAUUUAAACGAGCCAAGUGUGUUUGAUAUGGCAGACUUACCAUUGUAUUUAACUAAUAUUAACGUUUCCUUGGGACAAACCAUGGAACAUGAUAAGAGUCCAGUCGAGGAGGCCACAGGCUUUGAGAGAGUGGAGAUGGGUGACUCAGUGGAGAGGCAGGGAAAGAUCAAGGUUCCCCGCAGGACUAUCUAUUUUGCAAGUGGUGAGACCAUGGAGGAAUACAGUACUGAUGAGGAGGAGGAAGAGGAGCCCGUGAAGAAAGAGGUUGUUACUGUGGAUACGUCUAAACUGACCUGGGGACCAUACUUUUGGUUCCACCUGUGGAGAAUGACCACCUCUACUAUCUCAGUGUGUGACUAUAUGGGAGAAAGACUUGCUUCUAUGUUUGGCAUUACUACUCCAAAGUACCAGUACGCUAUUGAUGAGUAUUACCGUAUGAAAAAGGAGGAGGAGGAGGAAGAGGAGGAGAACCGUCUGGCUGAUGAGGCGGAGCUUCAAUUUGCAGGGCAGCAGCAGAAAAAGAGCGACAAGCACGAUUGUGCUCCUCCUCCCGCUGUUGAACAGCCUGUACCACGCACUACUUUUGUAAACGUCUCCUUUGAGCACGAGCCUGAAGCGCCUCUAAAUGCUAUUAACAACGACAUAGUGCCUUGUCCUCUCCCAUCCUGAGAACCCUCCGACAUAAAACCUAUAACAAAAUCACAUAUUUCUAGUAACUGGAAUGAACGCUUAAUAUACUUACUUGUAAAGUUUAAUAAUAAUAUUUUUCUAUGCUUCUAUUUUGUAUCUUAUACGUGUCUGGAUCUGACCCUUUUUAUAUACAGGGUUUAUCACUAUUCUAUUUAUGAAUAUUAAUAUGGAUCUUCACCUAAGGUAUGAUAUCCAAGGUAACUUAUUUUCAUUUGAAAUAAUAUACAGGUUCGAAUGUCUUUAACUAGUUUUCAUUUAUUAAACCCUUGAAUGACUUUACUAUUAUUGACAUUUUAGCCAUUCACAGUCUUGUUUUUGCUGUCAUAAUUGUACCAUUCAAUGACACGACAAAAUCCAUUGUCAUUUUCAAUGGCAAAGUUCUGACUUCAACAAAGCAAGAAAACAAAUUGUGGUAAUCAGUACAUUUCAUUUUUAGAUCAAGCAAAUAAAAAAAAAUGGCAUCACUCAAUUCUGAGAAAAGAAUUGUGGAAUCAUGACAAACAAACAAAAAACGCAAGUACCAGUUCAUUUCAAUAUACCUGGUGCAACAGCUCUCUAAAGGGUGAACACUCAUUUUUAACUGCAGACCAAUUAAUUUAUUUAAUCUGCCUAUUAAUCUGAUUCAGGUGUUGGUUUAGGAAAUGAAAAUGAAAAAGGAUGAUUACAUAAAUCUUUCCUUAAAAUUGAGUGACUCCCCAUUUUUUUUCACUCUCAUUCAUCUAAAGAUGAAAUGUGUAACUACCAAAAUGUAUUUUCUUGAUUUAUUGCUGUUUUUUUUAAAUCCAGAAAGUUGCUAUUUGAAAUGACUAUAGCUUUGUGUCAAGUUUGUUUUUUUCAGAAAAUUUCCAGGGGCUGUAUUCUGCUCACUUUUGUUCUCCACCUGCCAUUCAUAUGAGAACUUCAAUUAUUGUGCAGCUUCUCCCAUAUAAUGAAUUUAUACCAGACUGGUUUCAGAUGAUAUUCUGAUCAUUUCUAUUGUACUGUAUGCAAUAUGUAAAUAUACUUAAGAGGAUUCUCCGGGCAGUCAAGUCUGAUGAAGACCAUAUUUAUGAAUUUUGUCAUUUUAUACUAAUUUAAUAAAAGUUUAUUUCUUUUCCA
Nerophis ophidion (straightnose pipefish) is the source of this 1873-nucleotide messenger RNA. RefSeq names its product family with sequence similarity 177 member A1 (gene fam177a1a). The record is from RefSeq and is a predicted model, not a curated record. The transcript is spliced from 5 exons. Bases 113 to 754 code for a protein of 213 amino acids. Lineage: Eukaryota; Metazoa; Chordata; Actinopteri; Syngnathiformes; Syngnathidae.